AUGUGUUUCCAAUGCACUAAAACGUCUGCUGGAAGAUCGGAGAGGAGAAAAACGGCUCCUGGUUCAUCCUUGCCAAAACCUAUACCAACGCCCACAGCAGAAGAGAAAUCGGAUGAGCCACUCCACAUCAAGGUUCCGCCUCCACGUAUCAUGAAAGCGAGACGCCCAAUGAAAAUAGUCCGAUCGUCACGUGAUCCUGCUUAUAAAACGCUAGAGCCAGACAUGAGCGAUUGGGAAAGUGCAAAAAUAAUGAAGCGAGACGAAUUGAUUGCGGAAAACCUCGAUAAGAAAUGUUCUGAGGAAAAUGAUCAAAACGAAUUUGGUGCAGCAGCAUAA
Molecule: messenger RNA, 336 nt
Organism: Cylicocyclus nassatus
Lineage: Eukaryota; Metazoa; Nematoda; Chromadorea; Rhabditida; Strongylidae
Source: the annotation of a GenBank genome assembly